UUCAUAAUUUUCAAAUCCCAUAGCGACAAACAAGUAAUCAUCAUCGUUUUCAUAUUUUAGAGAGAGAGAGAGAGAUUGUGCGAUCCACGAAGGUGCGUUUUGAUAAUCAACCAAGUUGCAGAAGCGAUGGAUCUGGAGGUGGCAGGGCGGCACGCGAUGCUGUUCGACGACGACGGCAUGGCGGCGUUCGUGAACUCAGCGGAAGCUCUGGUCGAAUGGAACUCUCUUUCCAUCGACCGCUACGAUGUCCGCCAUCUUCUCUCCGCUCCCCUCCCCCCGCGCCUCAAGCGCCGCCCUCCUCCGCCCGAACCCGACCUCGAUCACCAGCGCUAUCUCGAUCUCCCUUCCUCUUCUGCCGACGAUGAACAACAACAAGAUUAUGGUUCAGAUCCAGUGAGUUCAACUGGCUUUCAUGCUGUCGCCUUUACGUAUGGAAAUUCUAAUGUGUCCACGGAGACAAAGGACAACGAUACCAAGUCUAGUUUUGAUCCUAAAUUCCCAGUACCAGAAAGCCUACUCAAUAACCUGCCUCCAAAUGAGAAAGUACAUCAGAUUAUUUCACGGACUGCAACAUUUGUCAGCAAACAUGGAAGCCAGUCAGAAAUUAUUCUGAGGGUGAAACAAGGAGACAAUCCAACUUUUGGAUUCCUGAUGCCCAAUCAUCAUCUUCAUGCGUAUUUUAGGUUUCUUGUUGAUCACCAAGAACUUCUGAAAGUUGACAAAGAUGAUGGAAGCUCAACUGAGGACAUGAAUAGGACUCAGGGGCUUGAUCAAUCAGGUGGUGCAUUGUCUUUGCUUGGAUCUGUCUAUGGAUCCGGAGAGGACGAGGAUGGUACAACUGAGAAUACUUGUGAUGUUGAGAAAAAAGAAUGUGAGGGAGCUGUUGAUGCUGUUAGUAAUUAUACUUCUCCAGGAAUAGAUCAGGCAGAAUCUUAUUCAGAUGUGGCCAAGAAUGAUGGAGGCAUUUCUAAAAAUCCAGUACCCUCUUUGAAAGAAAAAGUUCCUGUCAUAAAGCGGAAUCAUUCUAUCAGUACUGUUAAGACUGCUACCACAGCUAGAGCAAAAGGUGAUGGCUUGGAUUCAGUAUCUAAUGCACAGAACAAGUCACAGACUUCUGUGACGAUUACUGCUAAGAUUGAACUCCCAGUUGUUAAACCUCCAUCUGAUUUAAAGAGAGCUAUAGAGAAGAUAGUUGAGUUCAUCUUAAAAAAUGGAAAACAAUUUGAGGCUGUUCUGGCAGAACAGGAUCGACCUCAUGGAAGGUUCCCGUUUCUUCUGCCAUCUAAUCGAUAUCAUACUUACUAUCUGAAAGUUCUUCAAACUGCUGAAGAGUCUAAGUUACUAGGCAAGGGCCACCAGAAGCACAAUCCAGCAGGUCGUACAGGGGACAAUAAUACUGCUGUACAUGAAGAUAGAGACAAUCUUUCACAUGGAUCUAUGGCUUCUGAUCUACCAUAUGACAUGGACCGAAAAGAAAAGUUCCAGAUGAUUAUUGGCAAGUCUAAGAAGGAUGGUCAAGAUCCAAUUCCAAAAGAGCAAGCUCAAAACACAAUUAGCAUGGAUGCAGCAGCAACUGCAGCUAUUCUUCAGGCUGCCACUAGGGGUAUUAAAAACCCCAAUUUGGAAGCUCUUACCAAGACAUCAAGUGGUAGUGGUCAAGGCCUUGGAAGUGAUGGUGGGUGUUUGUCCAGCUCUGGGACUGGUAGUCUGUAUUCAUUUCAACCACAAGGUUUUGUUGAAAAUCAAAACCUGAAUGUAAAGGCAAAGGCUAGUGCUUCUGCCCCUUUUGCCAAGGCUAUUGCAGAAAAAGUAGCUAUUGCAGCAGCAGGUGAGGCGGACUCCUCUGAAGCACACAUGACUAAAGAGCAAAAGCUUAAGGCAGAGAGAUUGAAACGAGCAAAGAUGUUUUCAGCCAUGCUAAAAAGUGGUGUUGGAGCAAGUGAACUAUCACGAGCUUUAUCAGUCGAGCCACCAGGCUCUGGAGUUUCAGGUUCAGAUGCUGAGACUGGGAAUCUUGUGGGUAAAGAAAGGGAAGGAAGUUCUGUUCCAUUUGAUGUUGAUAAUUCAGAUAAAAGUCAAAAGUCUGAGGACAAGCUUUCUAUUGAUAAUAAUUCAGAUAAAAGUCAGAAAUCUGAGGAGAAACUUACUGAUGAUAAUGAACGCCGGUCAAAAAGAAAGUACCGUUCAAGAUCUAGUAGACAUGAAGAGGAGGAAGAAGAAAACAAAGAUAGGAGGGAUCACAAAAGAUCCAGGAAAAAACAUCACUCUCAUCGCGCUUCACACCACAAUCGGGACAGGCAUAAGCACAAGAGAAGACAUUCCUCCUCCAAAGACAAAUAUUCUUACAGGGGGACCAAGCACGAUAGCUCCUCUGAUGAUGAACAUCAUCGCUCAAGGCCAUCGUACGAUAGCUCCUCUGAUGAUGAACAUCAUCGCUCAAGGCAUCAUCGUCAUAAAUAUGAUAGCUCCUCCUCUGAUGAUGAGCACCACUCUUCCAAACAACGACAUAGGGAUGAUAACUUGUCAGACCAUGAGCAUAGACAUUCUCGCCAUUCUAAUGAAGAUUAUAGUUCAUCUGAUGAUGAGCAUAGGCAUCGAAGCAGAAGCAGAAGUGUAAGGCAUAAGAGCAAAUCUCAUGCUGAAAGAGAAACAGAGCUGGAGGAUGGGGAGAUAAUUAUGAAAUCGGAAAAGUCAGUAGUAAGUGGUGAAGUUGGACGUGCUAGUAGGGAGGCUUCUGAGGGAUUAUCUAAUGCAAGGGCACAAUCUCAAGCACCUGAAAUAACUGAUGUUUCUUAUGAGCUUAGAGCCAAAAUUCGAGCCAUGUUGAUGGCUAACUUGUAAAAGCUAUAUGGGGCUGACAAUAAUUGCAUUGCUUUAACUUCUUUGGUAAUAUCAUAGUCCAUUGCUCCAA
Glycine soja is the source of this 2911-nucleotide messenger RNA. RefSeq names its product splicing factor, suppressor of white-apricot homolog. Gene Ontology annotation, molecular function: RNA binding. The record is from RefSeq and is a predicted model, not a curated record. NCBI's taxonomy places the organism in Eukaryota, Viridiplantae, Streptophyta, Magnoliopsida, Fabales, Fabaceae. Gene Ontology annotation, biological process: mRNA 5'-splice site recognition; RNA processing.